This is a messenger RNA of Oncorhynchus mykiss (rainbow trout), 2129 nucleotides long. Its product is annotated as protein LSM12 homolog A. The record is from RefSeq and is a predicted model, not a curated record. Lineage: Eukaryota; Metazoa; Chordata; Actinopteri; Salmoniformes; Salmonidae. Gene Ontology annotation, molecular function: RNA binding.
ACGUAAAUCUGGCGCUCCCGUUUCCUGGCGGAGAAGAUGGCGGCUCCUGGACCGGGGGAGUAUUUCAGUGUCGGGAGCCAUGUCUCCUGCCUCACCUGCUUGGGGCAGCAAUUGCAAGGAGAGGUCGUUGCCUUUGACUAUCAGUCCAAGAUGUUGACUUUGAAAUGCGCCCCCUCCAGUGGAAAGGCAAACGUCAGCGACGUGAUUCUGAUUAACUUAGCCUAUGUGUCUGAGGUGGACAUCAUUAAUGACCGCACUGAAACUCCUCCUCCACUAGCAUCUCUGAAUGUCAGCAAGCUUGCCAACAGAGCACGGUCGGAAAAGGAAGACAAGUUAUCCCAAGCAUAUGCAAUUAGUGCUGGAGUCUCUGUGGAGGGCCAACAGCUAUUCCAGACUAUACAUAAAACCAUCAAAGACUGCAAAUGGCAGGAGAAGAACAUCAUGGUGAUGGACGACGUGGUCAUAUCCCCACCUUACCAGGUGGAGAACUGCAAAGGCAAAGAGGGUAGUGCUUUAAGUCACGUACGCAAAAUAGUGGAGAAACAUUUUAGAGAUGUGGAGAGCCAGAAGUCGGUGCAGCGGCCACAAGCACAGCAAACACAGAAAGACUCCACCUUAUCAUCUUGAGCCGGAGUUAGGGGGUGUGGGAGGGGGAAUUGGUUGGGGGAGGUCACAACGUCAAAGGCAGUUUUGGUUUGUUCUUCUCUCUUCCCCCUCCCUUCAACAUCAGAGUUGUCCAACAUUUUGAACAGGACAAAAGGGGGUCCCAAUCGAGAGGGAAAUAUCCAGUUCAUUUUUAAAGAUAAUCUAACAAAAGUAAUCUCAAUUUGCCAUCAUUCCCCACCCACACCCCUCUUCUUGACCUCUUACCUUCCCUUCUGUUUCUUCUCUCCUCCUGCCGUCAAGCCUGCUCCUCACUUCCAUUUCACAGAGAAAAGUCACUUGAUUUCUAUUCAUUGGUUGAUCUAUUUUCUAGUCAUUUCUCGUAAAUUUCAACAGUAGAAAUUUAUGGUAAGAGUUAAAGGACCUUUUCUAAUAUUGAAAUACUGUUUUGACAAGAACACUAAUUUUAAUAGCUUUCUUGAAAGCACAUGGUUAUUUUUUUAACAGCUGACUGAAAGGAUGCCAAUAGUGACGCGUGUGAAUGGGAUGAAUGGGAACUCUCACAAUCUUACAAACAUGCACCCAGUAGGUUAUUGAAAUUGCGGUUUUCCCUCAACGGGGGAAACACUCAAAUUGUGUUAACAUUAUUAAUCUGACAUAAAAUAGACUUGAAAUACCUCCCCCAAAUUGUCCUUUCAGGAAAAAAUACAAUUUGUAAACACCCAUUUGGUUCUAGUAGCUUGAAAUAUUUUUCAUGAAAUGCUUUCCUUUUUUCCAAACAGACAUGACUGUCUGCUUUUACCCAUAAGCUCUUGCUGCAUGGUCCCACCUAAACUAAAGAUGCUCUGUUUUUCUGUGUAUAGUUUUAAGUCUGGAAGCUAAAGAUAAAGGGCAUGUGUUAUUUUAGAGUAGAGGCUGGGCUGUUUUCCUCUUCCCUUUCAUCCUUGUCCCUCAUGGUCUUUGAUUCUACAAUACAGUACCUCUUCCACGAUGGGACCACAUUGAAAUCCAGCUCUUUUCUUACACUCUCCAUCUCCCACUCCUAUUCUAUUGUCUACCGACCAUUGACACACUUUGGCAGGUGAAAUCUGCUCUUCCGCCCGACUCAAUGCAUUCCUCCCAUGUUUCGAACAAGAAAAAACAAAUUAAUUAACCACGUUGGCCAAUAUCAUAUGGCGUGCCACUGAACCGUGUGCGAUGAGAUCGAUCUCAGUUCUGUAUGGGAUGCUUUGUAUUCACUUUUGGAAAAAAUGUACUUAAAGAUAUCUUGCCAUGUUUGAGACUGGGAUGGGGAGCAGGUUUCCCAAAUGGCCCAAAGGCCCCUAUCCCAGCCUCGUGUUUAUAACAAUGUAGCCUGAUUGGAGGCUCGGCCAGUGGGGUUAAGUUGUGACAGGCAUCCGCGUUGUUUACCCGUCCACCGUGUGUCAACGAGGCUGCCGUUGCCAAGGUUUCCUUCCCAGUAUUUUAUUUUUUAUUUUUAAAUAGCUAGUAACAUGGAAAUAAAAAAAAAGGAGAAAAAAAACGAA